Molecule: messenger RNA, 926 nt
Organism: Olea europaea var. sylvestris
Lineage: Eukaryota; Viridiplantae; Streptophyta; Magnoliopsida; Lamiales; Oleaceae
Product: probable cadmium/zinc-transporting ATPase HMA1, chloroplastic
Exons: 4
Coding region: 16-681 (221 amino acids)
Cellular component (GO): membrane
Molecular function (GO): ATP binding; ATP hydrolysis activity; transporter activity
Source: RefSeq, a predicted model, not a curated record
AUUUUUAUAUUUGAAAUGCAGGUGACUUUAUUCCAUUUUGAAGACAAGCCUCGACAUGGUGCUUCAGAUGUCAUAAAAGCGUUGCAAGAUGAUGGAAAGCUCCGAGUCAUGAUGUUGACUGGUGACCAUGAGUCAAGUGCAUGGAGAGUGGCAAAUGCUGUGGGCAUCAAAGAAGUUCACUGCAGCCUAAAGCCUGAGGAUAAACUUUAUCACGUUACUAGUAUUUCCAGAGAUGCAGGGGGAGGCCUUAUAAUGGUAGGUGACGGUAUCAAUGAUGCACCUGCCCUGGCAGCUGCCACCGUGGGUGUUGUUCUAGUAGAACGUGCCAGUGCAACUGCUAUAGCUGUUGCAGAUGUGAUGUUGCUGCAGGACAAUAUUUCGGGGGUUCCAUUUUGCGUUGCUAAGUCUCGGCAAACGACUUCUUUGGUUAAGCAAAACGUAGCCCUUGCAUUAUCUAGCAUUGUUGUGGCAUCUCUUACAUCUGUUUUGGGGUUUCUCCCUCUCUGGUUAGCGGUUCUUUUGCACGAAGGCGGUACCCUUCUUGUUUGUCUGAACUCAAUCCGUGCUUUACAUACCCCAACAUGGUCCUGGAGGCACGAUAUUCAGACACUGAUUGCGAAAUUAAAAUCUCUAUUUGAACUCUUCAAAAAUCGUCGCACCAUCCAAACUGUAACUUUGUAAUUACACCAUUUGCGAUGUAUUGUUGGUUUCUGGUUCUUGUACUGGUGAAUGGAUUGGGUUGAGUUCUCUUCAAGUAUACCACAAAGCAUUAAGUUCCUUGUUAAAAAGUUUUGAGGUUGACAGGGUUAAUGUAGUUAUUCCACCUGUAAAUACCUCUAUGAAUUAGCUAUUUUUUAUGUUCGAAAAUGACAAUCCCAUCAAUAUCGAAGUGAAUAGAUGCAGCGAACCUCUUAUUAUCAUUAUCA